Lemur catta (Ring-tailed lemur) is the source of this 2244-nucleotide messenger RNA. RefSeq names its product transcriptional adaptor 2A (gene TADA2A). Gene Ontology annotation, biological process: chromatin remodeling; regulation of transcription by RNA polymerase II. Gene Ontology annotation, cellular component: SAGA-type complex; nucleus. NCBI's taxonomy places the organism in Eukaryota, Metazoa, Chordata, Mammalia, Primates, Lemuridae. The transcript has 17 exons. Bases 301 to 1560 code for a protein of 419 amino acids. Gene Ontology annotation, molecular function: protein binding; zinc ion binding; chromatin binding. The record is from RefSeq and is a predicted model, not a curated record.
GAGCGCGCACGUAAGCCCGGGGUCGCGGGCGGCUGGCAGCUCCUGGGUGCGGAGGAGGGGGACGCGGCGAGAGAGUUAUCAAGCUUUGGUGUAUAUGUGUUGGCCAGUUCUGAAAUCUUGAAGAAGCUCUGCACUGAGGAAGAUCAAAGCAGCAGUCUUUGCCAAUUAGGGAAUGGACCGUUUGGGUUCCUUUAGUAGAAAGUUUGAGGAAGGAGGAGCAAGCUUGUAUCAUUAACAGGAAGUGAGGAAGAGGGUGAUCCUUCUGAUAAGCCACCUUGCCGAGGCUGUUCCUCCUACCUCAUGGAGCCUUACAUCAAGUGUGCUGAAUGCGGGCCACCUCCUUUUUUCCUCUGCUUGCAGUGUUUCACUCGAGGAUUUGAGUAUAAGAAACAUCAAAGUGAUCAUACUUAUGAAAUAAUGACCUCAGAUUUUCCUGUUCUUGACCCCAGCUGGACUGCUCAAGAAGAAAUGGCCCUUUUAGAGGCUGUGAUGGACUGUGGCUUUGGAAAUUGGCAAGAUGUAGCCAAUCAAAUGUGCACCAAGUCCAAGGAGGAGUGUGAGAAGCACUAUAUGAAGCAUUUCAUCAAUAACCCUCUGUUUGCAUCUACCCUGCUGAACCUGAAACAAGCAGAGGAGGCAAAAACUGCUGACACAGCCAUUCCAUUUCACUCUACAGAUGACCCUCCCCGACCUACCUUUGACUCCUUGCUUUCUCGGGACAUGGCAGGGUACAUGCCAGCUCGAGCAGAUUUCAUUGAGGAAUUUGAUAAUUAUGCAGAAUGGGACUUGAGAGACAUUGAUUUUGUUGAAGAUGACUCGGACAUUUUACAUGCUCUGAAGAUGGCUGUGGUUGAUAUCUAUCAUUCUAGGUUAAAGGAGAGACAAAGACGGAAAAAAAUUAUAAGAGACCAUGGAUUAAUCAACCUUAGAAAGUUUCAGUUAAUGGAACGGCGCUAUCCCAAGGAGGUCCAAGACCUUUAUGAAACAAUGAGGCGAUUUGCAAGGAUUGUGGGGCCAGUGGAACAUGAUAAGUUCAUUGAAAGCCAUGCACUGGAAUUUGAACUCCGGAGGGAAAUCAAGAGGCUUCAGGAAUAUAGGACAGCAGGCAUUACCAAUUUUUGUAGUGCUAGAACCUAUGAUCACCUCAAGAAGACGAGAGAGGAAGAGCGCCUUAAACGCACCAUGCUCUCUGAAGUUCUCCAGUAUAUCCAGGACAGUAGUGCUUGCCAGCAGUGGCUCCGCCGGCAAGCUGACAUUGAUUCUGGCCUGAGUCCUUCCAUUCCACUGGCUUCGAAUUCAGGUAGACGGAGCGCACCACCCUUGAACCUCACUGGCCUCCCUGGCACGGAGAAGCUGAAUGAAAAAGAAAAGGAGCUCUGUCAGAUGGUGAGGUUGGUUCCUGGAGCCUAUUUAGAAUACAAAUCUGCUCUUCUGAACGAAUGUAACAAGCAAGGAGGCUUGAGACUGGCACAAGCAAGAGCACUCAUCAAGAUAGACGUGAACAAAACCCGGAAAAUCUAUGAUUUCCUCAUCCGAGAAGGAUACAUCACUAAAGCUUGAGGCUCUAAGGGCUUGGGACCAGAAGUCAGAAGUUUGGAAUGUGGUGGGCCAAAGGACCAUAUGGGCAUUCUGGAGAGUUGUUUUUGAGCUGAAUUCUCAUUGUAAAAAGAGAGGAAGGACAAAGGAAACCUUAAGUUGUAUUAAUGUCUACUUUCUUUCCACCCUGCUUUAAAACACUCCUGUUGUUGGUAUUAUGCUACAGAGUUGUGCGCUAGAUAAGCUAUUAUUAAACGUGAGUGGGCAUUCAUUCCUAACACCUCUUGUAACUAAAAGAACCAUAGUACCUCACAUCACAGUGCUGGUAGAAAUAGAACUAAACCACAGUCUUCAAUCCCAGGAGUUCAGCUAAGAUCCAUGUACUUGCGAGGUAAGUUUGCUGAUUAUCUGUUUUGCCUUCAAACAUUGCAGACAGAUUGAAAAUAAAGACAAAGGUUUUAGAGCAUGAGAAAGCUUUCUCUUUCCUUCUAAGGAUUUUUUAAGCUGACAACUUAGGUUUAUGAGCAAAGGGAAAGAAAAUAUCCCCAUGAUGGUCUUGUCCCAAACUGCGUCUUUAACUAGAGUGUCUGGCUUUGUGCUUGGCAGUCUGGCUGUCUGAUCUGCAGUAGACUUUUGAGGAGGUGGUACCAGAUAUAAAAUGUCUCUGUUAUUUUUAGAAUUAAUGGAUUAAAAUGUUUUGCUGUUUAA